AGACACUAAAUGAUGGCGGGGGCAAUGCAACCUGUGGUGAAAUCCUUUAAACAGGAAACUGAACUACUACGCAGAUGGAGUUUGGAAACACGCAGAGGGAUUCAGGAUAAGGACAGGAAGCUAAGUGAAGCCACAGAAUUAUCUGAAAGUCAGAAGCUUGAGAUCCUGACCCUGAUGAAGGAAACCGACCAGCUCCUCACCAACGUAAGAAACCUGGAGCAGGAGAAGCAGGAAGUCGAGGACAGGAUAAACCUUACUAAGGAGGCUGUCAGGGGAACCUCCGUUCAGGUUCAGGUUCUCAAAUCUCACACCAACUCUAUCCAGAGGUCCAUAGAUAUACUGGAUCAAAGUAUUAAAGAGAAGAAAGCUUAUUUGACCAUGAUGAGAGCUAAGUUGGAAGAGAUGUCUGAAAAGCACAGUUCAAUGCUUGAGGCGGGAGAGAGGAAGUGCCGAGAACUAGAAGAGGAGAUAGUAUUCGUGGUAAGAAGUCUUGAGCAAGAUCUGAUCUACCUGGAGAAAUCAAUCCUUGACAUGGAGACUAGGCUCACAGAGCUUGAGGAGCUUCUUCAAACCAAGAACGAGGAUGUAAAGAAGACCCAGACUGUGAUCCAAGCGCGUGAUGAGGAGAUAGAUAAGAUCAAUGCUGAGAUUAGAGAGGUUGGAGAGUCCAAGAAUCUAGAGAAAGAGAAGAUAUCUGCAAAAAUAUCCUUGCUAAAUGCAGAAAUAGGUCAGCUUAACAUUCAGAAGUCACACUUGGAGAAGAGCAGGGCUCACGGACAGGAGAAGCUUGAGAAACUUAAAUCUAAAAUUGGAGAAAUCUUGGAUAAACAAUCCGUUGUUAGACAAGAGAAGAUGACGAUUGAGCUUGAACAGGAGAAGAUAAAAUCUGUUCAAACUGAUCUUCAGGAUAGGAUUACAGAGCUGGAGAAUGAUCUAAAAAAGGAGAUGAAGACGAACUCAACCUUAAACCUGAGGAUGAAGGAGCUGAGUAAUCUAAAGCUGGAUUUAAAAAUGAAAAACGAUGAUAUUUCAGUAUCAGAAGAAAGGAAUGCUUCCCUUGCUGCUGAGAUAACUCAUCUUGCUAAAGUAGAGUUGGAGAUUGUUGGAUUAAACAGUAGGAUCCUGGAGCUAGAAGCAGAACUGCUCCGAUCCCAGGCAACCUACCAGGAGAAACUAUCCAGUCUGGAAUCCCAACAUGCUGGAACCAAACAGGCUCUGGAGAACACUUCAGGUUGUAGUUUAGAGAAGGAGGAGGAGCACAGAGUUCAGGUGGUUCAGCUUCAGGAGCAGUUAAAGGAUAUUACAGAGAAUACAGAGAUCCUCAACAACCAGCUCCCACUCAGGAUAGAUGAGUUAUCUGGAGCCGAGACAGGAUUAGAAGAACGUAAAUCUGAACAGAGUUCUCUAACUGAGAUGAAGAACCAGAAUGAAUCUGAUCAGGAUUCUCUUAACAAGGAGCUUGAUGCCGCUUUACUUCACUACGAAACACAGAUGAAAGAGAUGGAACUUGAAGUUGAGAAGUGGAACGAAGCUCUUAACGUUGAAGCAUCCUGUCUGGAAUCUGAAAACGAAAAGUUAAAGAACAUCUCGGGCGAAAUAGAAAAAAUCCGAGAAGAACUUAUUGUCUGCGAUGAUGAGUUGAUGAGCUCUGAGAAAAAGGUUAAGGAGGAGAAUACACGAUUAUCAGGAUUUGAGGAGGAUAAUAGAAGAGCUGGAGAAACUGCAGCUAGUUCCAGAUCUAGAACCGAGGAAUUAGUUUCUCAACUGGAGAACAAGGAACAAGCAGUAAAUAGUCUCAAGGAACGGAUGAUAGAAUUGAACCUGGAACUGGAGAAGGAGCUAGCAGCCUCCCUCCCUGCAGAGGAAGACAAGAUGUAUGAAAUCGAGUGUGAGAAGUAUGAAAAACUGAUUGUGAAACUUGAAUGCCUGAAACUGUCGAGAACGGAGUCGGAGAAAGUAUUACAGGAAGGAUCGGAUAGACUUCAAGACCUAGAGUUCAAGAUUACUGAGGUGAAAAGAAGUGGAAAAGAGUUUGCCCAAAGUGAGAAGUAUACAGAAAUGCAAGAGAGCAUGGAUAAACUGGUGGAGGAGUACCAGACUAAGGUGAAGAGUAUAAAGAUGUUGGAUGAUGAUCUGGAGAAGGUUGAUAUUGAGCUUAGUAAUGCUAAAUCAAGAAAUCACUACCAAAACCUAGAGCUGGAGAAUCAGAAGGCUGAAAAGAAGAGUUUGAUUCAGAAGAUUCAAGUUCAGGAGAAUAUAAACUCCGGUAAAUCUGCACCCGUCUCAAACAAACCCAGGUUUCAACCCCGAAAAAUGAUGUCAGACGAUGAGGAGUUUAUUCCAAGGAGAAUAAAGGUGCAGAGAACUCCUUCAGUUCAACGUACUCAAGGACUCUUCAAGAAGGGACAAACCACUCCAAGACAAGGUUCGAUCAACUCCAGACAGGUUCCAGGUACUCCAAGAAACCCCACAACCUUGAGACAGGUUUCAAGUACUCCUAGGGCAGAAACAAACAUUUCAAAACAGGUUCCGGCUACUCCUGGCAAGUUCAUAAGUCCGCCAUAUGCGGGUUUGAGGGUCUCAUCAGAGAACAGAGAUAGAACGAGGAAGGAAGAUGGAAGGAUGAAAGUAGACAACCCGGAGAAAAAUAAAGAACCCAGAACCCCGGAAACUAAGAAACAGGACGGAAUAAAUCCUGUACAGUCGUCCUGAAACCUUGCCUUUAUGAGGAUAAUGUUGGUGGAGAUAAAUUCACUGGAUUCAAAAAACCCUUGUGAGACCUAUCUCAGCUCGACAGAAGUACCUCAACAAUAUAUUUUCCUCGGAUGAAGAAAGCGCCUAAUUUUAUACGUUUAAACGCUUACCAAUAUAUUUGUACAUUUUGCUGGAAAAAAAAUCAUAACAAUGAA
Molecule: messenger RNA, 2909 nt
Organism: Eurytemora carolleeae
Lineage: Eukaryota; Metazoa; Arthropoda; Copepoda; Calanoida; Temoridae
Exons: 13
Coding region: 10-2712 (900 amino acids)
Source: RefSeq, a predicted model, not a curated record